AUGCAAGAUAAAUGUUUCGAUUUCUUUAAACAACAUGAAGAUUCCAAUCCUGAUUGGAGUUUCCCAUUCCAUGAUAAAGAGGAUGCCAAAUAUGACAAAGGAGUUGACAACAAGCAACAUUUCUUUAAAGAUCAAAUCCAUAAAUUAACUGUCCAGAAACGUCGUACUGGUAACCGAGAAUUCAUAGUUCAACAAUCAGAUUUAAAAGAAAUAAAUUCAAAAUAUGAAUCCUCAUUAGCUCAAAGUAAACUGGUAUUGAAGAGUAUGGCUGAUACUAUCUCAGUUAUGAGAGUAUAUGGUAAAUGUUUCAUCCAAAGUAUUCAACCAGGAGAGAAGACUGGUGAAUAUCAUGAAUUAAAUAAUAGAUUCACUCACAAGCUUUUCCCUUAUUUAACUGGGAAACUUCCAAUCUUUCAAUCUAUAGAUGAAGAAAAUCCAAUUUCAAAAGAUACUUACCCAGUAUUAAUGGAUUCAAGAAAUAACUUCAUGACAAAGACCAAACCCAAUACUGAUAAUAUUAUCGAAUUCAUAUCCAAUAAUCUAAACGGAAAAGGUAUUGUCAUAGCAGCUGGUGGGCUUCAUUUAAAAGAUUUAUUAAGAUUAAUCAAAAUAUUACGUGCCCUAAAUAAUAAACUCCCAAUUCAAAUCAUGCAUAUUGGAGAACUAAAGAAAGCAAAAAUUGAUUAUAUAAGAAGUGCCGCAACCGCUCCUCCAGAACAAAUAUUUAAACUUAGUAACUCGGAACAUUCUUCUUAUUUACCUGAACUUAAUCUUUUGGAAAGAUAUCGUGAAUUUGGUUCCGAAUUCCCCAAACAAGAAAUUCAAAUUGUUAAUUUGGCCAAAACCAUUGAUCACAGCAAAAUCAGAGCUUUUACAGGAUAUUCCACCAGAUUAUUAGCACUCUUGUUUUCAUCAUUCAAAGAAGUGGUGUUAUUAGAUGCAGAUACAGUCCCCUUGGUACCCAUUGAACAAUUCUUCCAAUCAAAACAAUAUCAAUCUUCAGGCACAUAUUUCUUCCGUGAUCGUUCAUUACGUGAUUAUAAUGAUUUCAUAGAAACAAACUAUUUCUCCACUUUAUUCCCCACCAAUGAAAAAUCAAUCGAAACCUUAUUCGACAUCCCCAGAAUCACAUCCAAAACAUUAGAUAAUGUAUAUAUGACCGGUUGGAGACAUUUCCAAGAAGCAGGAGUGGUAGUCAUAAACAAAAAACAACAUUUCUUGGGAAUACUUAUGACCCUACCUUUGGUCAUGUGGAAAGAACCCGUGAAUUCAAGUAUAUGGGGUGAUAAAGAAAUGUAUUGGCUUGGACUUGCCAUGGCCGGUGAUGAAAACUAUGAAUUCAACCCCUUGGCAGCUGCUGCGGUUGGAUCGGUGACUAAUGACCCAAGUCGGAAAUUAUACACCAAUACACCCGCCAAUGAAGUUUGUUCCACUCAUCCUGGACAUGUGGAUGAUCAAGGUAGGUUAUUAUGGAUUAAUUCUGGGUUUUCGUAUUGUAAGAAAAAUGGGUAUUUUAAAGAUAAGAAUAAUUAUCCAUUUAAAAAUUUUGAUAUUACUGAACUUUCUGAAUUAUAUCUGGCUCCAUUACGUAUUCGAGCCGCGAUAGUGCCACCGGAUUUACCUAAUUUUAGAAAACCGGGUAGUCCCACCAAUCCAAAAGUGGAGAAUAAUUUCCGAAAAUCCUGGGAAUGGAGACCGAAGGAUAUUGAUGAAAUUAAUGAGAAUAUAAAGAAUGGGGAUGUGAGAUAUGAUUUUAUUUCUCAUUGGGGGCCUCAGAAGGGGUGGAUUAAGAGUGAUAUAUGUAAUGGAUAUUAUUAUUGUGCGUAUGAUUCAGUAGCGAGUUAUUCGGCAUCGGAGAAAUAUGAUAAAGGGAAAUUAUUCGAGUUUGGAAAAGAAGAAGUGAAGUUGUAUGAUUAUUUGAGUAAGAUUUGGCAUACUGGAGGAAAUAGAAAGGUUUAUACAGAUGGUUAG
Messenger RNA from Hemisphaericaspora subhashii, 1971 nucleotides. It is a transcript of the gene MNN15, whose product is annotated as putative alpha-1,3-mannosyltransferase. NCBI's taxonomy places the organism in Eukaryota, Fungi, Ascomycota, Pichiomycetes, Serinales, Debaryomycetaceae. The record is from RefSeq and is a predicted model, not a curated record. Gene Ontology annotation, molecular function: alpha-1,3-mannosyltransferase activity. The transcript has a single exon. Gene Ontology annotation, biological process: protein O-linked glycosylation. Gene Ontology annotation, cellular component: Golgi apparatus. The coding region runs from base 1 to 1971 and encodes 656 amino acids.